Messenger RNA from Daktulosphaira vitifoliae (grape phylloxera), 1045 nucleotides. RefSeq lists its product as uncharacterized. The coding region runs from base 188 to 949 and encodes 253 amino acids. The record is from RefSeq and is a predicted model, not a curated record. NCBI's taxonomy places the organism in Eukaryota, Metazoa, Arthropoda, Insecta, Hemiptera, Phylloxeridae. Gene Ontology annotation, molecular function: N-acetyltransferase activity. The transcript is spliced from 4 exons.
UGGGAUAGUUUUCAGUCGUUUACGUCCAAGAAAACAUUGAAGUAACUAAGGAUACCAUCUCUGAGAAUCGAUAGUGUAGAUACUUGUUAAAUACUAUCCCUACAGAAUUCAUUUGUUAUUAUAUUCAUUAGCUUUGUAGUUCAUUUUGUAACUGACAUAAUUUCAUGGUAAUUUUUCUAAUAUUACAAUGUCAAAACAAAAACAAGACCCGUCUAUAGAAGAGACCGAAGAAGAAUUUAUAACUAGACUCACUCAACCGCGAAUUUGGUCUACGUUAAAUACAAGUUAUUUUAUUCAAUCAAUGCCAGAAGAAAGAUUAGAAGAAGUUUUAGAUUUAUUUAAAAGUUAUUAUGUAUACGAAGAAGCGCUAUGUGCAAAUAGUGGCUUGGUAAAUGAUAAAGAGUCUUUCGAUCAGUUUUUGGAACUCAUUAAGACUUGGAUUUUAGAUACAUUAACUACCGUGGCUAUAGAAAAGAAUUCUGGAAAAAUUGUAGGAGUUCUUGUGUGUCGAGUUUGCUCCGAGGAAGACCACUCAUUAGAUUUUAGUCGUUUGAGGCUAUACAAAGGCAAAAUAUGGAAUGAAAUACAAUAUUUUAAAAAUAACCUCAGUCAAAAUGUGGAUAUUUAUAAAAUAUAUAAAACUAGUGUGUUUUGUCAAGUUUAUGCUUGGUAUGUACUCCAGUCUCAUAGAGAUCAAGGAAUAGGUAAAAAGUUAUUGGAAACUGUAGUGGCACAUCAAAUGCCAGAAAUGAAGUAUUUUGGAUGUAAUGCAAUAUUUGGAAUUUUCACAAGUAAUAAAAGUCAGUGUAUAGCUGAAUCACUUGGAUUCAAGACGCUUGAAGAAGCAAAAUAUGGCGAAAGGGCGAUUGAAAAUAAUGUUCAAUAUUUAAAUAACAGAAAAAUAGCAGAAAAUGUGAACAUUAAAGCUAUGGCCAUGGUUAUAAAUUAAUAUGAGGAAAUAAAUUUUUUUUUUUACGAUAAUAAUAUCAUUAAUAAUGUUUAAAUUUUAUUUUUAUCGUAUGAUACCAUUUUAAUAUGAUUUGAA